AUGGGCAAUGCGCCGUUGGCCAAGAUGCUCGAGAUCAGGCUCUCGCUGCCCAGCCUGCCGCCCGCACAGACGACACGUUUGGUUCCAGAGGUCCGCGCAGGUGAUGACACGUUGCACCCGAAAUGGGGUGAGACUUUCACACUGAGACUUUCAGAGGAAUCAGCAGAUGUGUGCGUCUCCAUUUGUUCCAUUUUGGAAGGCUCUAAGUCUGAGCUUGGGCAAGUAAGACUUCCACUUUCAGUUUCACACUUGGAGUCUUUGGGCAUGCAGCCCGGUGGCGCUUCCCACACGAUACGCAUGGCAGUCACUGGCACCUGGGUGCUGGCAGUGGAGCUGCGGAUGCUGAAUGACUCUUUAGAGUCGCAAGGGCCCAGCCCAAGCUUCCAGUUCCAGCUGCCCUUGGCCCGACGCCAAGCCAUUUCUUUGGAGCUCCAAAACGCUGAACUUCAGAAGCUGGCGAGGGCGAGAGGUGGAGGCUGUCCAGCAGCACCUAUGAAGCACCACAUGCUUCUCGACCGAGCUCGCGCUGCAAACGCGGAUCUGCUGGAGCAGAAGUUAAGCUUCGAGAAAAAGCUGGAGCGUCUGCGCAAUGCAGCAUCCCUGCAUCCGCAGCCCAGCCCGAACAGAGGAGCUGAGGACUCGGAGAAAAUCCGGUCAGGCCUGCAACAGGAGCUCCACACGGCCCUCACUAGGCAGCGAGCCUUAUGUGAGGCCAACGAGGCGAAACUCAACGACAUGGAGAUACAGCUUCAGCAGGUCAAAGAGCAGCAAAGCCUUCGUGCGCUCCCGGAGGCUGAAGCGCAGGCUCUAAUGGCCAUUGCAACAGGUCGACGAGAAGAGCUGCGACGGAUGUGCAGAGAGUCUGAAGACAUCAAUGCUGCCCUCGCAGCGCCUGAAGCUUCAAAGCGAGGCAUCGAGAUGAGCGCAGACAUCAGCGCGCUGCAGAGGCAACAUAGAGGCCAGCAAGCUGAGCUGGAGAGACUGCGGAAUGAACUGGCCAUGAUCUCACAGAGCAGCAACUAUCAGGGAUGGCAGCAGCAUGAGGAGAUGACCCAGCAAGUGCAUUUCUUAACAGAAGAGCUAGAGCAAAUGCGGCAAGGUCACCAGGAUGAUUGCGUUUGCAGCGAGAGCGAGAUUGUCGAGCUGAAGCGCCAGCGUUCCAACACCAAGGAUCGAUUAGAUGAUUUGGUUUCAGACAUGAAGAAAUUGGAAGCACGUGCCGAAAUGCUGAGGACUCAGAGUCCUCAGGCAAUUGUGUCAGAACAGGAAACUAGUAUGCACCGCGAAUGUUGCAGGACAGCUGAGGCUGAACUACAUGAGUUGCGUCGCACUGAAGAGGUGCGCCAGAGACAAAUCCAUGCUAUGGAGCAGGAACAAGAGAAGCUGGUGGAGCAGACCACACUGGCUACAGCCAAAGUAGUUUCCACGGGUGAGGAUGCGCAGCAGGAAGCCAAAGCCAAAGUUGCUGAGCUAGAGCAAGCUCUCCGCCAUUUGUUAACUUCUAUCAAAGAAAAGCAGGAUGCGGCGAUACAGAUGCGGCAGCACACGCAGCAGGUUCGGAAGAGAAUUGAGACACUGCAACAUACCUUCUCGGAACUUCAACGAAGCUUGGACGAGCGAGUGCUCCGGGACCCGCAGCCGCUAAAAGUGGCAAUAGCUUCCUGA
Messenger RNA from Symbiodinium pilosum, 1665 nucleotides. The record is from the annotation of a GenBank genome assembly. NCBI's taxonomy places the organism in Eukaryota, Dinophyceae, Suessiales, Symbiodiniaceae.